GGAAGCAGCUUACGACAACUUCACAGUCGCAUUCACCCAGCCAUAAAGUUCAUGACUUGAUCAAAAACAAGGGUUUCUUUCAACGGUCUAGAGAAUCGCUACAAACAGUCAACAACAUCAACCACACAGCCCGCUACGGAGCCUGUACCCGGAAGGGUUCUCAGCCCCCCUCUUCGUCCGCCUCUCUUGGUCUCUUAUACGCUUCCCCAGCUCCUGCUCAAAAGUAGUCCACGAACCUCAGCGACAAUGGUAUCAGGCAAUCACAACCUCCCCCGCAGCGAUGGUGCCUCCGCCCAGCAAGGAAGCAAGAUGCCAGACCUACCCCACCGCGAGUCCCAGCGCCAGACCAUCCCCAUCGAAGAGGAAGAGGAUCUACCUCCCGCCUACGAGGAGGGUUCACGAAGGAACACACGAGCGGCGUCUGCUGCGAACAACAGUCCUCACAGGCCUACACCGGAUGCCUAUCGCCCUGCAGUAACCGCAGCCAUGACCGCAGCCGCCGCGACGCCAGCUAGACCCAGCGACGACGAUCCCGACGGCUACCCCAAAACCGACCCCAUGCACUGGGACCUCAAAGAGCGUCGCGGAGACUGGACCAGCCACGACCACGAGCCCGGGUGCCUCUGCUCUAACUCCGGAGGACUGCUAUGUUCCACGCGAGGAGGCGUCAUGUGCAGUGAUCGGGGGGGAUUCUUCUGCAGUGACAGGGACGGGAUGUUUUUCAGCGAUAGGGGUGGGCUUUGGUGCAGUGACUUGGGGGCGACGUUUUUUAGCUCGGGAGGCGGGGAGGCUAAUAGGAAGAGGGGGAGGAGAGUUGUAGGAUGACUUGAAGGGUAGAAAGGGGACGGGUGGAAAGACUACGAGGAAAGGGGGGGUUUCUUGGAAGCUGUUGUGAUACCAUGAACGAGACGGGCAUAGGAGGCGGCGAUGAGGUUCACUCUAUCUGAGUACGAUUUAAUGGUGAUGAUAUGCGCAUCUUCUUAACGUGCCCACGAGUAGAUCCAAUCCACGGUUACGAACUGGCAUGAACGUCUGACCGGC
Messenger RNA from Sodiomyces alkalinus F11, 1041 nucleotides. RefSeq lists its product as hypothetical. The coding region runs from base 247 to 825 and encodes 192 amino acids. NCBI's taxonomy places the organism in Eukaryota, Fungi, Ascomycota, Sordariomycetes, Glomerellales, Plectosphaerellaceae. The record is from RefSeq and is a predicted model, not a curated record. The transcript has a single exon.